UUGUAAAAUAAUUUCUGAAGUAUCAUCUGUUAAUUUAUAAUUCUGUUGACAAAGUGUUUACAUGGUCAUUUUUCGACGUCGUUAAUCAUAUUAGUGAAUUACAGCUAGAAAAUUAAACGUACUGCGUUUCAGUUAUUUUACGUGACUACCUAACCUAAAUCUGUCAAAUCAUUUUUCCUAUCAUCGAUUGCUCAUUUCGUGCUGAUGGAUAGUGAAAAGCAAAAAGAUGAGAUCAUUGCAUUGGAAAGUAUUUAUAACGCUGAAGAGUUUUUGUAUCGCGAGGAAAAUGGUGUUUAUCAAUGCAGUUUCAAGAUAUUCUUAAAUCUUCCUAUGAAUUACUUUAUAACUUACAAAGAUUCUAGACAAUUGGAAGAACCUUGGCAAAAGAUCGCCAUAUCUCAUUUGCCACCUUUGACACUAAACAUUAUUUUACCAAAGGAUUAUCCUUCCACGUCACCACCAAAAUUUACUUUAUAUUCGUCUUGGUUACGUAUCCCAUUGUUAGCUGACUUAUGUAUAAAGUUGGAUGAACUAUGGGAAGAAAACAAAGGACAAGAAAUUUUAUUUACAUGGGUAAGCUUUAUACAAGACCAGGCCUUAGAAUUUUUGGAUAUACACAAGAGUGCUAAUAUGAAUUGUGUGUAUACACGUUAUAAAGAAGCUUUAGAGAAAGCCCAGAAUAAUCAGAAAAGUAAGGUAAUAGACGAUAUAGAUAAAGAACAUACUGUCAAUGAUGUAAAAACCAAAACGAAAACACAGCAUAAUGUUAAACAUUUGGGGAAAAAGAAUCAUCUACACAAAUGCUAUGACAAACGAGCUGUUUUAGAUUGUCCUGUUGGGAGAAAUCCCAUUCAAGCAUUAAUCGAUUACGACGAGAAAUGCAAUCAAAUUGAAUUCAAAAAGAACUUUUAUACUUGUAAGGUAUGUUUUGUGGAUAAAAUAGGAGAACAUUGUACACAGUUCUUACCAUGCUCUCAUGUAUUUUGUAACGACUGUAUAAGUGGUUACCUCGAGGUAAGAAUCAAAGAUGGAAAUGUACAAAAUAUAUGUUGUCCCCAAGAAAAGUGUGCUUCCGAAGCAACCCCUGCACAGAUAAAGGAUCUAGUAAGUUCAGAGUUAUUUGAAAAGUAUGAUUCUAUACUCCUAAAUGCAACGCUAGAUACUAUGCCGGACAUAGUAUAUUGUCCGAGACGUAAUUGUCAAUAUCCAGUUAGUCGUGAACCAGAUGAACAAUUGGCGAAUUGUCCAGUGUGUCAAUACGCAUUUUGUAUUCAUUGCAAGAUGGGAUACCAUGGUAUAGAACCAUGUAAGAUCUACUCAGCUGAAACACGCCAGUUAGUAGUCGAAUAUCAAGAAGCCUCCAAUGAGAGGAAGCUACAAAUGGAACAACGUUAUGGCAAAAAGCAACUUCAAAGCUUAGUAGACAAUACCAUGUCUGAGAAUUGGAUUAAAAGUAACAGCCAGAAGUGUCCUAAAUGCAACGCUUCUAUCGAGAAAUCUUAUGGCUGCAACAAAAUGAUAUGUUCGCAUUGUAAAACAUUCUUCUGCUGGUUAUGCAACAAAAUUUUAAACCCUCAUUCACCGUACGAUCAUUUCCGAGAUAUAAGUUCGAAGUGCUAUAAUAUGUUGAAUCAGGGAAUGUUGGAAGACGAUGAAGAGCCCGAUGAUUUCUUCGAAUUUCGAUUUGAUAAUAUGAAUUACGAGUUGGAGAAUGAUGACCUCCCCCAAGAGUUUGUAAUAUAAAUUUCAAAUAAACAAAACAAUAAUUAACGCAUUAAAAGAA
This is a messenger RNA of Hylaeus anthracinus, 1783 nucleotides long. Its product is annotated as E3 ubiquitin-protein ligase RNF14-like. The transcript has 5 exons. Bases 205 to 1743 code for a protein of 512 amino acids. The record is from RefSeq and is a predicted model, not a curated record. Gene Ontology annotation, cellular component: cytoplasm; ubiquitin ligase complex. Gene Ontology annotation, biological process: positive regulation of proteasomal ubiquitin-dependent protein catabolic process; protein polyubiquitination; ubiquitin-dependent protein catabolic process. Gene Ontology annotation, molecular function: zinc ion binding; ubiquitin conjugating enzyme binding; ubiquitin protein ligase activity. NCBI's taxonomy places the organism in Eukaryota, Metazoa, Arthropoda, Insecta, Hymenoptera, Colletidae.